Molecule: messenger RNA, 1140 nt
Organism: Varanus komodoensis (Komodo dragon)
Lineage: Eukaryota; Metazoa; Chordata; Lepidosauria; Squamata; Varanidae
Gene: CCN6
Product: cellular communication network factor 6
Exons: 7
Coding region: 1-1140 (379 amino acids)
Biological process (GO): signal transduction; cell adhesion
Cellular component (GO): extracellular region; extracellular matrix
Molecular function (GO): integrin binding; heparin binding
Source: RefSeq, a predicted model, not a curated record
AUGUCUUCUAGAGCAGAGGAACAUGCAGUGGCUCCUCGUCUCCGCCAUCCUUAUAAUCGAUUGUGUGCAACAGGCUUAUGGGAAAAAAUAAUAGCUCUUUAUCAGUCAGGUACAUCAUGUGCCUUUGAUACAGAUGGGGUUCAAAGUGACAGGCAGCAGGAGGGAACACCUGGUGGAAAAGCUGCAGAAAGCCGAGAGGUGCAGCCACACAGAGCGUUAUGCCAUUGGCCCUGCAAAUGUCCACGUGUGCCCGUCUGCCGUCCUGGAGUCAGCCUUGUGAAGGAUGGCUGCGAAUGUUGCAAGAUGUGUGCCAAACAGUCAGGGGAAGCAUGCAAUGAAGCAGAAGUCUGUGAUCCCCACAAGGGUCUAUACUGUGACUACUCUGCAGACAAGCCUAGGUAUGAAAGAGGAGUGUGUGCAUAUAUGAUAGCAGUAGGCUGUGAGCUAAAUGGUGCACACUAUAUCAAUGGCCAAGCUUUCCAACCCUCUCCUCUUUAUAAGUGUUUGUGUGUGAAUGGUGCAAUUGGCUGUACACCAGUAUUCAUCUCAAAACCAACACAUAAUGAAUGUACCACACUCAGGAACAGAAAUAAAUCUGGCAAUUCCAAAUGUGUUUCAGGAGAGCAAAAGGAGCAGCAGUCAACAGGUUACAAGUUAAUGCCAGCUUUCAGAAGCCUGCCACUUGUUUUGAAGAAGAAAUGCCUGGUUCAGGCAACUCCAUGGACACCAUGUUCUCAUACCUGCGGUAUUGGUAUUUCUGAUAGAGUGACCAAUGAAAAUACUAAGUGUGAAAUGAAGAAGGAAAGGAGACUCUGCUUUAUUCAACCAUGUCAAGAAAAAUUUCCAAAGACAUUAAAGAUCCCUAAAGGCAAAACAUGCCGGCCUACAUUUCAACAUGCCAAAGCAGAGAAACUAGCCUUUUCCGGCUGCACAAGUAGGCAAAGAUAUAAGCCUACCUUUUGCGGUAUCUGCCUGGACAAGAGAUGCUGCACUCCUAAUAAGUCUAUAAUGAUUACAGUACAGUUUGACUGCCCUAAGGAAGGCACCUUUAAGUGGAAGAUGAUGUGGAUUACAUCUUGUGUUUGUCAGAAGACAUGCAAUAAUCCUGGAGAUAUAUUUUCUGAACUAAGGCUUUUAUAG